Molecule: messenger RNA, 2055 nt
Organism: Chenopodium quinoa (quinoa)
Lineage: Eukaryota; Viridiplantae; Streptophyta; Magnoliopsida; Caryophyllales; Amaranthaceae
Exons: 1
Coding region: 1-2055 (684 amino acids)
Biological process (GO): meristem development; meristem maintenance
Source: RefSeq, a predicted model, not a curated record
AUGGAGGAGAGAGAAGCACAAAUGAUUUCACUUUCUAGAGGAAAACCCUGUUUCAGAAUUGCCCAUUUUCUCAAACCCUCAUUUCCAAUUUCACAACAUCAAAAUCAUUUAAACCCUCCUCCAAUUUCUACCCCCACUAAACCCAUUACCCAAAUUGCUAAAUCUCUCUCUUAUAAAAUCAAUUUCAAUGGCUGGAAAAACCCAGUUAAAAAUUGGAGUAAUUGGGUUGAUAAAUUGCUCCCUAAAUUUCAAUCUACUUGGAAAAACACUUCAAUUUAUGAACCAAUCAUCGGUUCUAAAUAUGAAAUACCUAGAUUCAGGGAUUCUGUCUUUUCAAUUUGUGAAAAAUGGUGUCCAGAAAGUAACACAUUUGUAUUCAAUUGGGGUGAAGUUACUAUAACUUUAGAGGAUAUUUUGGUUUUGGGUGGUUACUCUGUUACAGGGGACUCUGUUUUGAGUAAAAUUUCUUCAAGUGAAUUGCAGGAAGUUAAGCGUAAUUUGGAAGUAGUAUACUCUGAACUCAAUAAUAGUAAGUCUAAGAAGGUAUCCCAUUAUCAGUGGAUGGAUAUUUGGAUGAAAAGGGGGAGCGAAUUCGAGCAUGAAGCUUUUUUAACUCUUUGGCUGUCAAGGUAUGUCUUGCCUGCUCAAGCUGAUGGUGUUAUCAACAAGGGUGUUUUCCCAAUUGCUAUACUUUUAGCGCGAGGUACGAAAAUUUCAUUAGCUCCUGCUAUUCUUGCUAGUAUAUAUAAAGAUUUGAGGUUAUUGAAGGAAAAGAUUGUGUGGUUGAGAGAAUUGGGUGAUCAGGUUGAUGGUGGCAGUGUAAGCAGACUAUGUCUGUCUUCGCCGUUGCAGUUGCUGCAGGUUUGGAUUUGGGAAAGAUUUACUACAUUGAGUCCUAAACCGAAUUUUGUGACUGAUGGUAUUAGAUUACAGAAGUGGCACAAAGUUGCAAAUCCAAAAAAUAAUGAUGUUGGUUUGGCUUUUGAUGCUGCUAUGGAGAGUUUUCGAUGGAGGCCUUACACGACGAGUUUGAGCAAUGGCUCGAUAUGUGAUAAACUCUAUGUAGAAGAGGCUAGUUGGGUGUCUGUUAAUUCUGAUGUUUCUAUUGAUUUGGAGUCUUAUGCUAGGAUUGUAAGAAAUAGUAAGUUGGUUGGGUUAAAUUGUGUUGAGCAAUAUCUUCCUCAUCGUGUUUCGAUGCAGUUUGGGCUUGAUCAAGACAUCCCUUGUGUUUUCCCUAGGGUAAGUGACACCCGAAAUCUUGCCUGGAAUGAUUACAAUAGACCUGUUGGAGAUGUCAAGAUGUACAUUCCAUCGAGGCUCUUUAAGUCGGAUGUUACAAUGAGUUACUUGGAGUGGUGGAAGGAUUUAGAAGAUGUGAAGGACAACGUUAAAUGUCUGAGAAAGAGAAAAGAUGCCAAAACCAAUUCAAAACCAUGUCAAGAAUCUUCGAAGAUAUCAAUGUUGGUGCCUCCUGGUUUUAGUCCAAAAUCCGAAGGGGUGGCAAUGAGUGAUUGUUUUGAUCAACUUGAACCUUGUUCCAAGAGGUCUCAAGUAACUCCAUGUUGUCCUGAAACUGUUAUUGAGAUCAGUGAAUCCGAAACUUGUUCUGCUUUAUUUUCUAAAGGGAUGAAAUCAGAUGAAGAACCAGAUGAUGAUUGCCUAACAUUGACUGAAUUGUUUGGAGUUGAGAGUACUCAAAAGGAAAGUAGAAGUGAAGCCUUGUCAGUAAACCGUCGAGAGAGGCCUCAAUCUUCUGCCGCAGAUAAUGCUCUUAUUCAAAAGAUAACACUGGCGAAAGAAAACUCAGAGAAUUCUUUGCCAAGUCUAGAGUGUACAAGGGAAGAACUAAUUAUUGAAGAGAAAAAUGAGAGUAAGGUAGAAUGUCAGUUCACAACACCAAUUAGCACUGAAGUGAAUAAAACUCAAACUACUUUUAAUGGCACUCCUGAGUGUCCUGAUAGUCCUGAGACUCCAAAAAUGGAUAUUUUAGAUCGGAUUGCCAGGCUACAGAGAAUCUUUGACAUUUACAAAUCGGCAAAAGUGGGCUUAAUCUAG